AUGAAAUUUAUAACUAUUUUCUCGGUUCUAUUUGUCAGUGUUAUGGCAAAAAGUUGCAUACAUGAAUGGCGCAUUUAUCAUGGAACAACUGAACCAUUAUUAUAUGGCGUUUUUGUUGGGAACUUCCAAAGUAACAAUCCAGCUUUUAUUGGUCGUGGAAUUCAUGAAAAUUUACGUGUUACUGGCCGCAUUCAGACGGUAAAUCCACCUGGAUUGUAUCAUGUCUCAUUUGGUAAAAUUCAUCACAUUCCAAAAGGAGUAGAAUAUUUGGUCAAAAAUCCAAAUUAUGAUUACAAAUGGAUUUCAUCAAGUAAUGGAGAAUAUGUAGAAAACGCAAUAUCACCUGGAUAUACUCCAGGUCUUGAAUUGCAUUUUGUUGGACGCAUGAAAAUUGAUGGAAGAACUUAUUAUGGCAAAGUAUUACCAAAUGUUGGAAUGUACUACGAGGAUGGAAAUCAAAAGGAAGUCCUUGCAUCACAAUAUCAAAUAAUUGUUUGUAACAAUCCAACCAUGGAUAAUUUUGGAAGAGCUCUGCCAAUUGUGCUAAAGUCACAGCAAUUGUAG
Chironomus riparius is the source of this 564-nucleotide messenger RNA. The record is from the annotation of a GenBank genome assembly. Lineage: Eukaryota; Metazoa; Arthropoda; Insecta; Diptera; Chironomidae.